Messenger RNA from Penicillium subrubescens, 690 nucleotides. RefSeq lists its product as uncharacterized. The coding region runs from base 1 to 690 and encodes 229 amino acids. Lineage: Eukaryota; Fungi; Ascomycota; Eurotiomycetes; Eurotiales; Aspergillaceae. The record is from RefSeq and is a predicted model, not a curated record. The transcript has a single exon.
AUGGAUCAAAAACUUGCAACCUCCCUCCCUCAUGAGGCAUCUUCUCAGUCCCGCACCUUGGCGGUAGAUUUCCAGUGGCGAAAGCUCAAGACUUUCAUCACGGACGCCAACGAAUCAAACCCAACUCCACUCUAUACUAUCGAUUGCAACAUUAUCACAAACAAUUUGACCUUCAAGACACCUCAGAACGGCCAAACAAUUGCUACUGGCUCUGUUCACGCUAUCAGCAUCAGUCCAGACUACCAGCUCCACGGUGUCGAGGGAACUCUCAAAGCCCAGAAACGACUACGUACAGUCUACACCCACAUGUCUACCACUUUCUCCGAUACAGGCGCUCCGGCCAAGAUGACAUGGACGAGUAAGAGUGGCUUCAAGACAUGGGACUUUAUCUGUGUCGACGAGAAUCAACAGCCUGUGGCUAGGUUCUCGGCCAAUAUGUGGGCAGUCAAGAAGUUUGCAAAGAUUGAGAUGCUGGGACCCAAGGCUUUCGACGAUGCUGCCCGUGAUGAGAUUGUAGUUGUUGGAUUCACGUUGUACUACUGUUGGAUUCUCCGUGUGAACAAUCCCUUCAAUCUUUUGGGGUCCGCAUUUCUCUCUAACGAGAAACCGGAAAAGGUGGACAACAUCGAGAAAGUCGAGAAGGUCCAGCCUCUUCCAGCUGAGCAGAGACAGGCAAGUUUGAUUAACUAG